UCAGCCACAUAGAUCUGUACAACUUGAAAGCAGAGCAAGUUGUAUUUGCACCCCGCGCAUGCAGCGGGUUUGGUUACGCUUAGACCUGAUCCUUACUCAGCUGGCAACGCAGCCCCUGCCAUGCAGGCUCCCCCCCGGCGACUUUCUGCCGUUAACGGUCUAAGCAGAUUUUUCCAUGGCCGGAGACAUUCGGCAUCCGACGUGUUCAGCCGUAUCCAGCGCAGGCGCAGCUCAGCGGUAGAAGUGCUGUCCUCCUCCACGCAGAGGGUAAUGGUGGCCGUGGCCGCAGUCGGCACAAGCGACCCGAAUCCAAACCUUCUUGCGACAACACGAAGCAGCAGACGGCCGACCUCAAAGUACACGAAGGUCGGGGAGCGCCUGCGCCACGUUAUCCCAGGACACAUGCAGUGCUCCAUGACUUGCGGAGGGCGAGCCUGUAAGUACGAGAACCCGUCCCGGUGGAACGACGAGGAUCAAGCCGUAAAAGGACUUUACUCCUCCUGGAUUACAGACAACAUACUGGCCAUGGCACGGCCUUCAACAGAAAUCAUUGAGAGAUAUCAUAUCAUUGAACAGUUCCAGAGGCUCGGUAUAAAGAGCGUCAUUAAUUUGCAGCGUCCCGGGGAGCACGCCAGCUGCGGGAAUCCUCUGGAGCAGGACAGCGGCUUCACCUACCAUCCCGAGGUCUUUAUGGAGGCUGAAAUUUACUUCUAUAAUUUUGGAUGGAAGGAUUAUGGGGUCGCCUCUCUGACAACAAUUCUCGAUAUGGUUAAAGUCAUGGCUUUUGCGUUGCAAGAAGGCAAAGUAGCCGUUCACUGCCACGCGGGCCUCGGCCGGACGGGUGUUUUGAUCGCCUGCUAUUUAAUUUUUGCAACGAGAAUGACGGCAGACCAAGCGAUUCUUUUUGUUCGGGCGAAGCGUCACAACGCCAUCCAGACUCGGGUGCAGCUGCUUUGCGUUCGCGAGUUCACCCAGUUCCUGACUCCGCUGCGUAACGUGUUCGCCUGCUGCGAUCCUAAAGCUCACGCCGUGACUUUAAGCCAAUACUUGAUCCGGCAGCAACAUUUACUCCACGGCUACGAAGCCCGAUAUCUGAAAUACGUGCCAAAAAUCAUCCAUUUGGUCUGUAAGUUAAUUUUGGACUUGGUUGAAAAUAAGCAGGUGGUGGAGGGGAAGGUCCUGGAUGUGCCGGAUCUUUCUGCCGAGAUAGAGAAGACGGUGUCUCAGCUGCCGACCGUCCAGUUGGAUAAAGUGCUGGACAUCGUGCCAGCAGAUCCGCUUUGCCAUUCCGCGACCACCGCGACCGGUUACUUGACUCAGGACUCGGUGUUAUCCAGCGAGCAGGAGUUCGACCCUCUCUGGAAGAGGAGGAACGUGGAAUGUCUUCAGCCUCUGUCCCACCUGAAGAAGCGUUUAAGCUACAGCGACUCCGACCUGAAGAAGGCGGAAUUCCUUCUAGAGCAAGGGGAGACUCCUUGGACAGAACCGACCCAAAUAUCCUUCUUAAAUAAACUCAAUCAGUACGUAACCGUUAAACAAUGCUUCGUCUCAGGAAGUAACGAUCUAGCUCAGCAGACGCCCCAGCCAAACUUUGAGAACAAGCCUUCUGUGCACAAUGCCUUUUCGUUCUGGACCCAAAGUAAGUUGGGCAGCAUCGAGGCGCAGCGGGAAGGCUCUCCGCUUUUCCACCGGAGGAAGCUCCCCAGGGACAUUCAGCGCAGCCAUACCUUCUCUUUGGGGCACUCAUCGCUGUCAGACAGCGGCCAAACACAAUUACCUGAUUCUGAGUUACUAAGCAGGGUUAAGUCAGACGCUGGUGCCCAAAGUGCCAGGGACUGCGCAGGGGGUCCCCAGAACAUCCAUGUGCUGGAGGAGAGAAGUGCUUCCUCCCCGCAGGAUAAAGACUACAUGUUGCCUAAAGCCAUGUUUUACCUGGGGAAUGGAAGCCAAGAUCAGGAUGAGAAAUCAGAGGCCGCCCCGCAGUCAGAGUUAAGCGCGGAGGCCAGAAGAUUGCAGGCCGCUAAAGCCCUCGCGGGACUUCACAUGGAUGGCGUGGAAGGGGUGACUGAGAAGGUGCAGUUUUGGCAGAAGGAGCUGAAUUCCCGGGAGACCGCUUGGGAUCGGCUCUGCGCGGAGAGGGACCCCUUCGUCUUGGCUGGCCUAAUGUGGUCGUGGAUCGAGCAGCUGAAGGAGCCGAUAAUAAGGAGGGAGGACGUCGAUCUGCUGAUUAACUUUGGCCGUGACAUGGACAGCGCCCUCUACCUGCUGGAAAAGGCCCAACAUCAGACCGCGCUGUGCGUCCUGCAGUGUGUCGUUAACUUGCAGCCGGUGCCACCGCAGCUACGGGAUGCCGUGUUCACGCGGAUCAUUAAAGCCUUCACCAGGGUCACAGAAGACUCGGCCGACGGUCCUUUGGUUCACGGGACUCUCAGCCGGCUCUUUCAGCAGAUCCUGGCCGACAUUCGGAAGUAGGGAAGGAACCCGCGCCGUCCGCGUCUUCGCACUCCAGGCCCCGGGAAGUCGACAAAAGCGCUGCUAUUAUUUCUCGCAAACCGUGGCAG
Messenger RNA from Spea bombifrons (plains spadefoot toad), 2561 nucleotides. RefSeq names its product protein tyrosine phosphatase domain containing 1 (gene PTPDC1). NCBI's taxonomy places the organism in Eukaryota, Metazoa, Chordata, Amphibia, Anura, Pelobatidae. Gene Ontology annotation, molecular function: protein tyrosine/serine/threonine phosphatase activity. The transcript is spliced from 9 exons. The coding region runs from base 121 to 2472 and encodes 783 amino acids. The record is from RefSeq and is a predicted model, not a curated record. Gene Ontology annotation, biological process: cilium assembly; protein dephosphorylation.